Messenger RNA from Puccinia triticina, 714 nucleotides. RefSeq lists its product as uncharacterized. The record is from RefSeq and is a predicted model, not a curated record. The coding region runs from base 1 to 714 and encodes 237 amino acids. NCBI's taxonomy places the organism in Eukaryota, Fungi, Basidiomycota, Pucciniomycetes, Pucciniales, Pucciniaceae. The transcript has a single exon.
AUGAACAAUACAGCUUCUAGAACUUUUGAUAGUAAUGGUCAAAUCAAGACUGAUGGAAAAGCUCCUGAUUACUCUGAAUAUGACCACGGACUUAGCGACAAUCCAGAUCAUUUAGAAACAUCUGAUUACUCUGAAUUCUCUGGCGAUGACAACCAGUCUUUCUCAUCCCCUUCUGAUGGCGCUUCUGAUUCUGAAAAUGUUGAUAACAUAACACCCAACCUCUUGCCUCAAGAUAGACGUGCUAAGAAACUAGUAGAGGGGCUUCUUAAAUCUGGUCACAAAGGUCCUGAAAUUCUUGCUAUUCUUUCCCAGAAAUAUGGAAUUAAACUGCUACCUCAAACUUUCUCUUGUAAAAGAAAGGAAUGGGCUCUCCGAAGGUGUGAUCUUGGCCCUGCCCCUAUUCCUGUCCCACUAUCUCCAGAUAUACGAGCAUCAAUUUUCUCUUCUCAAUCCAAAGGUUUGAACCUGAAAGAGAUGCAAGCACACUUGUAUAAAGAGACUGGAGUUAAUGUACACUGUUGUACAGUACAACGCUACUUGAAGAAACUCGGCAUCCAAUUACUUCCAAACGAUCUUCUGAACGGCAAGAUUACAAUUGAUCAAGUAUUUGCUGCGAUAAACGAUGCUCGAGGAAAUCUUCUAAAGGAAAAUACGGGAUAUCGCAGGAUGAGGAUGAUACUCAUGAGGCAUUAUGAUAUUAGAAUUCCCAGGUGA